UGUUAGCAAUAUCAUCUGCUCUACCCCGCAGCACUUUAAGUAAAUCCCACCAUUUCGGAUAUCCAAUAAAACAUAGUGAAAUUCGGACUCGGAACAUUAUCGAGUCCACGCCCAGUUGCGUUACCUGCGGACUUAAAACGGACGUAUCGGAUGAUGGUACGACAGUUCUCAUUGAAAAGUUCGAUAUCACGCCUCUGAACAUCUCGGUUGACAACAACUGAAUUGACAAACCUUCUAGUAUCAGAGCAACUCAAUCUUGUUUGGUACCCCAGAAACUCUCCUGAUAUUGCCGUACGAUACACUCACCACGGCAGCAGACACAAUGACGUCCACCACAUAUCCAGAAUUCAGUGAAUCGACUGAGAGCUUGGAAGUCGCUAAGAAAUUUGCUGGAGAAAUCCAAGAGAGAACAAUUCUAGUCACAGGUGUAAAUCGUGGAGGCAUCGGUUUUUCAACAGCUCAAGCUUUCGCCUCACAAUCACCUUCUACACUUAUCAUCGCUGGCCGAACACCUUCUCGAAUCCAAGACUGUAUCGACGCCCUGAAACAAGAAUACCCAGAGGUAAACUACCGCGCCCUGAAACUCGACCUCUCAAGCCAAAAAGCCGUCCGCGAAGCCGCCGCUGAACUUCUCUCCUGGACCGACGUCCCAACCAUCGAUAUCCUCAUCAACAACGCCGCAGUAAUGAACCUUCCCGAAAGACAGCUCAGCGAAGAUGGUCUCGAGAUGCAAUUCGCCACUAACCACAUCGGGCACUUCCUCUUCACGAAUUUGAUCAUGUCGAAACUUAUCAAAGGAGCUAGGAUAGUCAACGUCACCUCCCUAUCACCCACAGUAGCAGGAAUGCGAUGGAGCGAUAUCAAUUUCGAGAAGACGAAUAAAGACCUACCCGAAGCGGAGCAGCCGCCGUACGAGAUGCAUCGACGGUGGGGAGAGGUCGAUCCAGAGGAGAAAUCGUAUCUCCCGCUCGAAGGAUAUAAUCAGAGUAAGGUAGCCAACGUCCUAUUUAGCAUCGCGGCGAACAAGCUUUUGUAUGAGAAACACGGAAUUUUAAGUCUAGCGGUCCAUCCGGGGAUUAUCCAGACAGAGCUGGGAAGGUACGCGGCGCCUGAGACGAGGGCCGCGAUUCAGGAGAUGAGGGAUAGUGGGAUGAUUCAUUUUAAGACGUUGGGGGCCGGGGCAGCGACGAGUUUAGUAGCGGCGACGGAUCCGAAGUUAGGGAUGCCGGGAACGAAGGAUGGGGUGGAGAAUUAUGGGAUUUAUAUGAUGGACUGUCAGAUUAGUGAGAAGGCGGGCUCGAGGGCGGUGUCGAAUAGUGAAGCGGAGAGGCUGUGGAAAUUGUCGGAGGAUUUGGUUAAGGAGACUUUUGUUUGGUGAUGGUAUCACCAAUAAAAUUCAUUCAUAAUCGUACUGUUG
Messenger RNA from Mollisia scopiformis, 1417 nucleotides. RefSeq names its product putative short-chain dehydrogenase. Lineage: Eukaryota; Fungi; Ascomycota; Leotiomycetes; Helotiales; Mollisiaceae. Bases 323 to 1378 code for a protein of 351 amino acids. The record is from RefSeq and is a predicted model, not a curated record. The transcript is spliced from 2 exons.